UUCCGUCGCGCCGCGGCGCGCCCGUUCAAAUCGCCCGAUCAUUGCAUCCGACAAAUAAUUUGGAUAUAUUUUCCCGAUUUGUGAAGGAAUUCAAUUUCAAAAAUGCCGAAAUCAAAGAGAGACAAGAAAAUAUCACUUACUAAUACCAGUAAAAAAGGUUUAGUUUUGAAGCAACGUAUUAUAGAAGAUGUUAAGAAAUGUGUGGAGGAAUAUAAUCGUAUAUUCCUAAUUUCUAUUCAAAAUACACGCAAUACUAAGCUACUUAGCCUACGCGCUGAAUGGAAAGACAGUAGACUUGUCUUUGGUAAGAUCAGAAUAAUUGCAUUAGGUCUGGGAAUAUCACCAGAAACUGAAGUUGCAGAUGAUAUCCAUAAAUUAGCUAAUGCAAUGAGGAAUUAUACAAUGAGAGGUCAAUGUGGUCUAUUGUUUACCAAUAGAUCAAAGAAACAGGUAAUAGAAUGGGCGAAUGGAUAUGAAGAAUUGGAAUAUGCACGUGCUGGAUUUGUAGCACCUUAUUCAAUAGAAUUACCUGAGGGUCCUCUGCCACAAUUCCAACACAGUAUGGAACCACAAUUGAGGCAGUUGGGUAUGCCUACUGCAUUGCAAAAGGGAAUUAUUACUUUAAUCAAACCAUACAAAGUCUGUCAGGAGAGUGACGUACUGACAUCGGAACAAACACAAAUUUUGAAAUUAUUAGACAAACCACUAGCAACUUUUAAGUUGCUACUUCUGGGACUAUAUACCAAGAAACAUGGUUUUAAAAAACUUGCGGUAUCUCAAGACACAAAAGAAAAUGAUGAAGAAAUGGAUAUGGAGAAAAAUAACGAUACAUGAAAUUAUCAUUAUGUAAAUAUAGUUUUAGGAAGAAAAAUAUA
Messenger RNA from Harpegnathos saltator (Jerdon's jumping ant), 875 nucleotides. It is a transcript of the gene RpLP0-like, whose product is annotated as ribosomal protein LP0-like. The coding region runs from base 103 to 834 and encodes 243 amino acids. The record is from RefSeq and is a predicted model, not a curated record. Lineage: Eukaryota; Metazoa; Arthropoda; Insecta; Hymenoptera; Formicidae. Gene Ontology annotation, cellular component: nucleolus; preribosome, large subunit precursor. Gene Ontology annotation, biological process: rRNA processing; ribosomal large subunit biogenesis; nuclear-transcribed mRNA catabolic process. The transcript has 5 exons. Gene Ontology annotation, molecular function: RNA binding.